Messenger RNA from Xyrauchen texanus (razorback sucker), 3164 nucleotides. RefSeq names its product leucine rich repeat neuronal 3a (gene lrrn3a). Gene Ontology annotation, molecular function: protein binding. The record is from RefSeq and is a predicted model, not a curated record. NCBI's taxonomy places the organism in Eukaryota, Metazoa, Chordata, Actinopteri, Cypriniformes, Catostomidae. The transcript is spliced from 2 exons. The coding region runs from base 590 to 2671 and encodes 693 amino acids.
UGGUGUGUCAGUGCUGGAUGGGAUACAUUCUUCUCUCCUAAGUCUGCAGUGCUUUCAGGAUCUCUUCCAGUAGAACAUGUUAGAACUGCAUGAAGAGAAUUACACCAAUCACUCUCUUUCUGUUCAAUAAAUCUGACUUGGAUCUAAAUCUAGAUAAUUACAAGAGCUUGAAUACAGCUUGCAAUUGAGGAAAGGAAUACAUUAUGUGUUUCAAACAAGGAGGAUCAUUCUCUCCGAUGGGAAGUGAUGAGUGUGACUGAUUGAACAUAAUAACGAUGGCAGACAAUUGGUCCAUCACCCACAGAAACCUGAGGAGCUCACCCUGCAAAUUUCCACUGUCCCAGCUUCCAUUUCCCUAAGGGUACCCUGACCUUCACAUAUGCAGCCUGCAUGACAACCCCACACAGGGUAAAUUAAAAGGUUGCUACUCUCUGCCAAGGACAAUAGGCGAAGUUGUUGCUUUGGGAGACUUGACAUCAGCAGAAAUACACCCUUUUGCCAUAACAAAUGAUUCCGUGUUUGUGAAUUUAACACCUCUAACGCCAGACCCCAUAAGGACCAAUUACUAGCCGAAGAGAGCAAGACCAAGAUGAAAGACUUGCUGUUUACAGUUUGCUUGCUCGCAGGACUUGCACUGACAAACUCAGUUCAGACCUCCGAGUGGAGGGUUGUCUGCCUCAAGCUGUGCAAAUGUGAAGUCCGACCCUGGUUUUCUCCCUCAUCCAUGUAUAACGAGGCUCCGACUGUGGACUGCAAUGAUCUAGGACUUCUGUCUCUGCCGGAGAGGUUGCCCUCAGACACGCAAGUACUUCUAUUUCAGGCCAACAACAUUGCAAAGAUCGGCAGUCCCUUGGAUUACUUGGUAAACCUAACAGAGGUAGACCUAUCUCAAAACAAUAUAUCUUCGUUGAGUGACAUCUAUCUAGGUCACCUUCCACAACUUCUGUCUUUGCACCUAGAGGAGAACUGGCAAAACAGCCUUUUCGAUAAUAGCCUUGCACACUUUCCAAACCUUCAGGAGCUCUACAUUAACCAUAACCUGCUCUCCUUGAUCAGUGCAGAGGCUUUUAAAGGGCUUAACAAGCUUCUGAGGCUCCACCUUAAUUCAAACAAACUGAGAGCCAUAAGAACAGAGUGGUUCCGUGAUCUUUCCCAGUUAGAAAUAUUGAUGAUAGGGGAGAAUCCAAUUGCCAGAAUACAAGACUUGAAUUUCAAGCCCCUUAUCAGUCUCCGUAGUCUUGUGUUGACUAGAAUGAACCUCACAGAAAUCCCCGACAGUGCCCUCGUUGGCCUUGAUAAGCUGGAGAGUAUAUCGUUCUACGAUAACAUGUUCCCGAAAGUACCUCAAGCUGCUAUUAGACAAGUGCGGAACCUCAAGUUUCUGGAUCUUAACAAGAAUCCCAUUGAAAGGAUCCAAAGAGGGGACUUUGUGGACAUGAUCCAUCUAAAAGAACUAGGCAUUAACAGCAUGCCAGAGUUAGUUUCGAUAGACAGCUUCGCCGUUCAUAACCUUCCAGAAUUGACCAAAAUUGAAGCGACAAACAAUCCCAGACUUUCCUACAUCCAUCCGUAUGCUUUCUCUAAACUUCCCAGACUUGAGUCCCUAAUGCUCAACAGCAAUGCACUCAGGGCCCUUCAUCACAUCACGGUGGAGUCCCUGCCUAACCUGCAGCAAGUGAGCAUGCACUCCAACCCCAUUUACUGUGACUGUGUCAUCCGCUGGAUCAAUAUGAACAAGACCAAGGUCCGCUUUAUUGAGCCGGAUGCACUUUUUUGUUCAGGGCCCAUAGAGUUUCAAGGUCGUCUUGUCAGGCAUGUACACUUCCGUGAGAUGGCGGAUAUCUGUCUGCCACUGAUUUCACCAGAGAGCCUUCCCGAUCAGGUCAACACGGAUAGCGGUCGUUUGGUAUCAAUGCACUGCAGGGCGUUUGCGGAUCCUGAGCCUGAAAUCUAUUGGGUCACACCCUCGGGAGAGAAGAUCUUACCACAAAUGGUUUCCAACAAGUAUUACCUGCACCCAGAAGGGACGUUUGAGAUUUAUGACAUCUCAGAGAAGGAGGCUGGGCAGUAUACCUGUGUGGCUCAAAAUCUCAUUGGCUCAGACAUGAGGUCGGUCUCAGUCAUAGUAAAAGGGUACUAUCCGGUGCUAAUAAAUGAAUCUCUACAUGUACAAGUGAAAGGGACUGAGCCACAUUCUGUUAAGAUUUCUUGGGUACCACCCAAGGGAAGCCUUGUGUCAAAAAUUAAGUGGUCAACCAUGUCAAACCGUCUGACCUUGCAGUUCACAGCCCAUGUGUUGUCUGAUGUAAAUACCUUCAACCUGACACAACUCCAUCCACUGACGCAGUACGAGGUAUGUGUGGAAAUGACAGACCUGAAAAGCAGAUAUUUGAAAAAAUGCUUGAACGUCAGCACCACAGAUGACUCUGUUUCACAAGGAAAAACUGACAAUAAAAUGUAUGUUUUAAUCACCAUCACAGCACUGCUUCUAAUUGUAUCUGCAGUGGUCUGUUCAUUCAUCUACACGUCACGGAGGAGUGAUCACAUGUACAGGAAAUUAAGAAAUAAGCAGUCUGAGAUACUGCCUUCUCACAUUAAGCUGAUGUGGGGGUCGAGAGUUAAAGCCAAUGAUUCAGCCAAUGAAACAGACUUGACAAAAGACUCCAUUUGAGAAUGCAAAGGUUUGCGAUGGACACAUGACUGUGACUAAUACCUCUUUCAAUCUGAUCCUGACUCACCCAGCUGGAUCAUUAUGAAAUGGAUUCAGUAUGGUUUGUGGUCCGAAACAUUUCCUGUUAAAUCUGACAUUGAUUGCCAAAAGCCGCUAAUUGUUUAAAUGUCACACUUCACUGGGGAGCAUGAGGAGAAAUGCUAUUUCAUGCAGGAUCAAAGAACAGCACAUGAAAGUUGGUCCCUGACUGUUUACACAGAGUGCAAAGCCUCAGUGGCUAAGUCUUUUUUAUUGUGGGCUUGUAGCAACACUACGUGUGCUGUGUCAUAGGUAAAAUAAACAAUGUCAAGUUUUUGAUGGACUACGCUUUGUAGAAUAGAUCAUUACAGUACACAUGUACAACGCUUUGUGAUAAAAUACAUUUAUACAUAAAAUGACAACUUGUUUUUAUUACAAGUGUUUAACACUUUACAAUGCCUUCAUGUGGCUAAUU